UAUCUUCAUGGAGGGGAAAAAAGAGGUGUGGCAGAAUUGGUGAUAUUAUCCAACUUUUUACUUCACAAAUCUCAGAAGACAUUGUCUACUUCAUGGACUCCUACAGACAUCAUCUAAUACAGUAAGCAACAGUUCUGAUUUAAAAAUAAAAGAGAGAACUGAGUAAAUUCUGGGCUCCUGAAAUGUCUCCUUCCUUAAUCAUCAUGGGUGGGAGGACCAUCCAUCUUGCCUUGUGUUUGUUGAUUUUUCUCAAUAUCUUCCUGCUCACAUUGGAAGCAAGACCCAAGGGCCCUGGCCAUACACAUCUAAACUCAAUCCGCAUUGAUGGGGACAUCUCACUUGGAGGCCUGUUUCCAGUUCAUGCACGAGGUCAUAAUGGAAAGCCCUGUGGGGAGCUGAAGAAGGAGAAGGGCAUCCAUCGUCUGGAAGCCAUGCUUUUUGCUCUGGACCGUAUCAACAAUGACCAUGAGCUUCUCCCUAACAUCACACUGGGGGCCCGUAUUCUUGACACCUGUUCACGAGACACACAUGCUCUGGAGCAGUCGCUCACUUUUGUCCAGGCACUUAUAGAGAAGGAUGGCACAGAUGUGAAGUGUCAGGGAGGUGGCUCACCCAUCAUCACCAAGCCAGAGAGAGUUGUGGGAGUGAUUGGGGCUUCCUCCAGCUCCGUGUCCAUCAUGGUGGCUAACAUCCUCCGCCUCUUUAAGAUCCCUCAAGUGAGCUAUGCUUCCACAGCACCAGAGCUGAGUGACAACACCCGGUAUGAUUUCUUCUCUCGAGUGGUUCCUCCAGACACCUACCAGGCCCAGGCAAUGGUGGACAUUGUACGACACAUGGGGUGGAACUACGUUUCUACUGUAGCAUCCGAGGGAAAUUAUGGUGAAAGUGGGGUGGACGCCUUCAUCCAGAAGUCCCGUGAGGAUGGGAGUGUCUGCAUCUCCCAGUCAGUUAAGAUCCCUCGUGAACCCAAAACAGGAGAAUUUGAGAAGAUUAUUCAUCGCUUGGUAGAAAACCCAAAUGCCAGAGUAGUCAUUAUUUUUGCAAAUGAGGAUGAUAUAAGGAGGCUGCUGCAGGCAGCAAAGAAAGCCAAUUUGACUGGUCACCUUUUGUGGGUAGGAUCAGAUAGCUGGGGUUCUAAAAUUUCUCCUGUGCUUCACCAAGAGGAGAUGGCUGAGGGUGCAGUGACUAUCCUACCUAAGCGCCAGUCCAUUAAAGGGUUUGAUCGUUAUUUCAUCAGCCGGACACUAGAAAAUAACAGGAGGAACAUCUGGUUUGCUGAGUUCUGGGAGAAUAAUUUCAACUGCAAGCUCAAUCGGCAUGCCUUGAAGAAAGGAUCGGGCAUAAAGAAAUGUACAAAUCAAGAGAGGAUUGGAAAAGACUCUACGUAUGAGCAAGAGGGAAAAGUAAUGUUUGUGAUUGAUGCUGUAUACACUAUGGCCCAUGCUCUCCAUAACAUGCACAGAGACCUAUGUCCUGCCAAGGUGGGACUUUGUUCCAGAAUGGACCCUAUCGAUGGAAGCCUCCUAUUAAAGUACAUCCGUGAAGUGAGGAUAACAGGCAUAGCUGGAAAUCCUGUGCAGUUCAAUGAGAAUGGGGAUGCUCCUGGCCGCUAUGAUAUCUACCAAUACCAGAUAAAUAACAAAACAGCAGAGUACAAAAUCAUUGGCCAGUGGACUGACCAACUCCAUCUUAAUAUACCAGAGAUGCAGUGGCCAGGUGGUAUAAAGCAAAUACCCUCCUCCAUCUGCAGUCAGCCAUGCAAACCAGGCUGGCGUAAGAAGGUUGUGAAAGGCAUCCCAUGCUGCUGGCAUUGCGAGCGCUGUGAUGGCUACCAGUACCAGGCGGACCCAUUCACCUGUAAAAUGUGCCGCUUUGACUUGCGCCCCAACAAGAACCAUACAAGUUGCCAGCCAAUCCCGAUCAUAAAGUUGGAAUGGAGCUCACCAUGGGCUGUCAUACCUGUUCUCCUUGCCAUCAUGGGCAUUAUGGCCACCUUGUUUGUGGUGGUCACCUUCAUACGCUACAAUGACACUCCAAUUGUGAAGGCAUCAGGAAGGGAGCUCAGCUAUGUCCUGCUUACAGGCAUUUUUCUUUGCUAUGCCACUACAUUCCUCAUGAUAUCAUCUCCUGAUGUUGGGAUCUGCUCACUCCGACGCAUUUUCCUAGGACUCGGAAUGAGUAUUAGCUAUGCUGCAUUGCUAACCAAGACCAACCGUAUUUAUCGUAUUUUUGAGCAGGGAAAGAUGUCAGUGAGUGCCCCACGUUUCAUAAGCCCAGCAUCCCAGUUGUUGAUCACUUUUAGCCUGAUCUCAGUCCAGCUAUUAGGGGUUUGCAUUUGGUUUGUAGUGGACCCUCCUCAGGCUUUUGUGGACUAUGAGGAUCAGCGCAUGGCAAAUCCAGAGCUGGCACGGGGUGUGCUCAAGUGUGACAUCUCUGACUUGUCACUCAUCUGCCUGCUGGGGUACAGUAUGCUGCUAAUGGUCACAUGCACAGUCUAUGCCAUAAAGACACGUGGGGUGCCAGAGACCUUCAAUGAGGCAAAGCCCAUCGGCUUUACCAUGUACACAACCUGCAUUAUCUGGCUGGCCUUCAUACCCAUCUUCUUCGGCACGUCACAGUCCACAGAAAAGAUGUACAUCCAGACAACAACUUUAACCAUCUCAGUGAGUCUGAGUGCUUCUGUGUCUCUGGGACUGCUCUACGUCCCCAAAAUAUAUGUGGUGCUCCUCCACCCUGAGCAGAAUGUGGCCAAGCGGAGCACACGCAGCCUGAAGGCCGUGGUCACUGCCGCCACCAUGUCCAACAAAUUCAACCCGAAGGCCAGCCUGCGGCCUAAUGGAGAGGCCAAGACCGAGCUGUGUGAGAACCUGGAAACUCAAGGUAAGAGGGUUUAAAGGGAAAGAUAUGGCUGUCCUCCUUAAUUUGAACACAGAGCUGGUUCCAGUUAUAGGCAUCAUAGGCAGUUGCCUAGGGCCUCUAUAUUGCCUGGGGCAACUUAAAUGCUCUGGAUCAAUGGAAACAGCCAAUUCGUUAUUUUAUUUGAAGUAACCAUUUUAUCAUGGUCAGGGUUGCAGUGGAUUGCAGGGCACAUACACAUACCCAUUUACAUUUGCACACUCAUUCACACC
Molecule: messenger RNA, 3128 nt
Organism: Ictalurus furcatus (blue catfish)
Lineage: Eukaryota; Metazoa; Chordata; Actinopteri; Siluriformes; Ictaluridae
Gene: grm4
Product: glutamate receptor, metabotropic 4
Exons: 9
Coding region: 183-2894 (903 amino acids)
Biological process (GO): regulation of synaptic transmission, glutamatergic; G protein-coupled glutamate receptor signaling pathway
Cellular component (GO): membrane
Molecular function (GO): adenylate cyclase inhibiting G protein-coupled glutamate receptor activity
Source: RefSeq, a predicted model, not a curated record